AUGUUCGGGGCAUUCAGACCAUCACAGCCCGUAUUCGGAGGUCUCCUCUGGAAAAUCCCCUACCGCCUCUCCUCCCCCCGAAAAUUCCGCCAAAGAAAACGUCUCCAAGCCGUCGACGCCGUAAUCAACACCCUCUCCAAAGCCCUCGCCUCCACAAACGAAACCUGCCACGCCCUCGAGAAGGUAAAAAAGGAGUUGAUUCCCGAGAGUGAGAUGUUGCCGAGGGAUAAGUACUGGGUGUUCUCGAAGAAGCAUGAGAAUUUCACGAAGGGUGUGCAUAAGGUGCCGAAGUGGACGAGGAUUUCGCAUCCUAGGGAGAGGCCUUAUGGUUUCUAG
Molecule: messenger RNA, 336 nt
Organism: Saitoella complicata NRRL Y-17804
Lineage: Eukaryota; Fungi; Ascomycota; Saitoellomycetes; Saitoellales; Saitoellaceae
Exons: 2
Coding region: 1-336 (111 amino acids)
Cellular component (GO): mitochondrial large ribosomal subunit
Molecular function (GO): structural constituent of ribosome
Source: RefSeq, a predicted model, not a curated record